AUGCUUUCGAAAUUAAAUUUGGCCAUUGCAUCUGGCAUGUGGACAGUAUUAGAAACCAUAUUAUUGGGAAUAGUUUUACUUUAUGCAUCGGUUGCCAUCCAUUUUUUCCCUGCCUCUACCGAACGUUGUCUCAUCGAACCGUGGUUACGGGAAUUGGGUUUUAUUACUUGUUAUGGUGCAAUCAUCCUGAAAUUAUAUCGUCAUCUAGUAGAUUUUCGUACACGCAAAGCUCAUCGUUGGGUAUUACGUGACGUUGAUUUGCUCAAAUACUUGGGCACCAUGGUGUUUGCCGUUAUCUGUUAUAUGUCUGCCUUCACGGCAUCAUCCUUAGAUCUCUUGGAGACAGCACAGCUGGAGAGUUUGCGUGAAGUUAAUACGAAUACGUGCCAACCAUUGAAAUGGGAAUUUGUAACACAGGCCAGUGAAAUUUUGAUAUUAUGUUUUGGUCUACAUUUAGCGUAUGGCAGUCGUAAUGCUAAUACACAAUUCAGGGAACGACAAUUCCUGGUUACCACCUUAAUUAUAGAGUUUAUAGUCUCUUUAACAUUUUAUAUAUUACGUUAUUUCUAUUUGCCUGCCAUGAGUCCAAGUGCCAUUUUCCUGGCACUAUUUCUACGUUCUCAACUUACCAAUACCAUUGCUUUGGGACUAAUAUUUGUGCCAAAAUUGUGGUAUCAACACAAACAGGUCCGUUCUCUUGCCCAUGAUCUAUCAAUACGUUUACCUGUGGAUGCUUUCAAGGGUUCUCAUGAUGUUGGCCAACGUUUGGGUGGCGGCUAUGCUGGUCUCUGUCUGGGUGAUCCCGAUAUCGGUGAACUGACUAUAUCCGAAAUGAGUCCGGAAGAUAUACGUGCAGAACUCAAAAGACUGUAUACCCAAUUAGAAAUAUUGAAAAACAAAACAUUACGUCAGGAUAAUCCACAUAUCAGCAAAAGACGUGGCGGACGUAAGGCAGGUCAUAGGCGUUUUUCACUGCAGAAAAAGGGAAGCAAGGACAAGGCUUUAAGUGCAAAACAUCGCAGUAAUAAACAUCAUCAGGAUAUGGAAAUAACCGAAGCAGAACCUUCACGCACACCCGAGGACUCAGUGUGUAGCAAUGAAGGUCCCACAGAUACUUAUGCCGAAAUAUCAGGUAUUUCACACUCAAUGUUAACGCAUUCAGCGGUAUCACAUUCAAUAGUCUCACACUCGAAAUAAUCGUUAUGAAAGUUUCCUCUACCCCUCCCCCAAAAAAGAAAAAAACAAAAUUUUUUAAAAACUAUGUUGUAAAUAUUUAAAAGCCCCAUUAUUCUAUUACAUAAUAAAUGUAUAUUAUUUUAUUAAAUUAAAUAAAAUAAACUAAAUA
This is a messenger RNA of Lucilia cuprina (Australian sheep blowfly), 1345 nucleotides long. RefSeq names its product probable G-protein coupled receptor 158 (gene smog). The record is from RefSeq and is a predicted model, not a curated record. Gene Ontology annotation, molecular function: G protein-coupled receptor activity. Lineage: Eukaryota; Metazoa; Arthropoda; Insecta; Diptera; Calliphoridae. Gene Ontology annotation, cellular component: membrane. Bases 1 to 1197 code for a protein of 398 amino acids. The transcript is spliced from 8 exons. Gene Ontology annotation, biological process: G protein-coupled receptor signaling pathway.